AUGGAUGUGAAGCGUGUGAAGGACUAUAUCUAUUGGCUGUACUUCCAGUACCUGCUGAUCACCUGCAGCUAUGUGCUGGAGCCCUGGGAGAGGUCCAUGUUCCACACCAUCACCCUGACUGUCUUCGCCAUGGUGCUGUACACAGCUUACGUCUUCGUCCCCAUCCACGUCCGCCUGGCCUUUCAGUUCUUCUCCCAGAUCUUUGGAGGCCAGCCAGAGAGCACAGUGUCCAUUGUGAACUGA
Messenger RNA from Indicator indicator, 243 nucleotides. It is a transcript of the gene SPTSSB, whose product is annotated as serine palmitoyltransferase small subunit B. Lineage: Eukaryota; Metazoa; Chordata; Aves; Piciformes; Indicatoridae. The record is from RefSeq and is a predicted model, not a curated record. The transcript has a single exon. The coding region runs from base 1 to 243 and encodes 80 amino acids. Gene Ontology annotation, molecular function: serine C-palmitoyltransferase activity. Gene Ontology annotation, biological process: endoplasmic reticulum organization; ceramide biosynthetic process. Gene Ontology annotation, cellular component: serine palmitoyltransferase complex.